AGGGCCAGUGCUCAGAGGUGGGUUGGGGGUGGAACCAAGGGACGGUGCUCGGAGGUGGGUAGGAGGUGGAACCAAGGGACGGUGCUCAGAGGUGGGUUGGGGGUGGAACCAAAGGACGGUGCUCGGAGGGGACGGUGUUCGGAGGUGGGUAGGGGGUGGAACCAAGGGACGGUGCUCGGAGCUGUGUUGGGGGUGGAAACAAGGGACGGUGCUUGGAGGUGGGUAGGGGGUGGAACCAAGGGCUGGUGCUCGGAGGUGGGUAGGGGGUGGAACCAAGGGCUGGUGCUCGAAGAUGGGUUGGGGGUGGAACCAAGGGACGGUGCUCAGAGGUGGGUAGGGGGUGGAACCAAGGGAUGGUGCUAGAAGAUGGG
Molecule: messenger RNA, 371 nt
Organism: Staurois parvus
Lineage: Eukaryota; Metazoa; Chordata; Amphibia; Anura; Ranidae
Source: the annotation of a GenBank genome assembly